UGUGCCUGUGUUAUUAUGAUAAAAUAUUAAUAUAAUAUUUAAAAAAUGUCAGUUUCUUUAUUUAAACAAAUUAGUACAAAUUUCAAUUCAAGUCUCAAUGUAGUAUGUGUAAAUUUAGUUCGAACCCUUUGGAAAUAUGUUGAAAAACCAAAACCUGGUGUAAAUGGCAAAAGUUACCGAAGGAUUGUACAUUAUCCUGAAAAAUAUACUGUGAAGCCUUUAGAUGUAACUAAUUUAGCUGGAAGAGAUCCUGUCACAGGGCGUGUUGUGGCAAAAGGUAUAGGAGGAGGAAUUAAACAGAAAUAUCAUUGGAUUGAUUGGAUACGAGUAGGCCCUAAAGAAGGACCACCACAAAUUGAGAAAGUUAUACAGAUUAUGGAAGAUGGUUGUCGAACAGCUAAUAUAGCAUUAGUUGCUGUUGGUGACCGAUUAAAAUAUAUUUUAGCAACUGAGAAUAUGAAAGCUGGAGAUUUAAUUAAGACUUCAUGCCAUAUUCCUAGGAUACCAGUUCGAGCAAACGAAGGCGAUGCUUAUCCUCUGGGUGCUUUACCCGUUGGCACAAUUGUUCACUGUGUUGAAAAAUAUCCUGGCACAGGUGGAUGUUUAAUUCACGCGGCUGGUACUUUUGGAACCAUUCUUAGAAAAGUCGGAGAUAAUGUUAUUGUUCAGGUUCCAUCGAAGAGAGAAUUCUCUUUGCCACAAACUUGCAUGGCUACAGUAGGCAGGUUGUCGAACAUCGAACACGGAAGGACUCCGAUCGGGUCCGCCCAGCGGAACAGGUGGCUCGGCAACCGGCCCCGUUCCGGUCUCUGGCAGAGGAAGACCGGCAGGCACGGACGGAAGUUAAGGGCGCUUCCGCCGGUCAGGACUUUUGGGCAGGAACAGUCGAAGCCGCUGCAGAAGGUGCAUCUGACUAUGUACGUUUGAGGAAGGAAUAGAUAGAUAGAGAGGAUAAUGUUGUUAAUGGAUAAGUGUAUUUAUAGAAAAU
Molecule: messenger RNA, 988 nt
Organism: Ctenocephalides felis (cat flea)
Lineage: Eukaryota; Metazoa; Arthropoda; Insecta; Siphonaptera; Pulicidae
Product: 39S ribosomal protein L2, mitochondrial-like
Exons: 5
Coding region: 46-927 (293 amino acids)
Biological process (GO): cytoplasmic translation
Cellular component (GO): ribosome
Molecular function (GO): structural constituent of ribosome; RNA binding
Source: RefSeq, a predicted model, not a curated record